AUUUUAGCGGUAGCGCAAAGACAGUUCAAAGAAAUCCAUAAUGCCUUACCUCUGCUAUAUGGCCUAUCUUCUAUCGACCGCAACGAUAGCAGGUGGAUUUUUCAAUCUCUCUGAUAUAGAUAUGGGAACUGUUGCAAAAUCAUACCAUAACAACAAUAACUCUGUCGUCGCCUACUGCGCCAAGCAUACUAUCAAACAACAUCCUUUACAAGAAGAAUUGACUAACACAACUCUAGAAAAUGCUCCACAUGCUAGAAUGCUAGGAGCUCCAGAGGUAUUAACGCUUGGAGAAAACUUUAUUCACUUGAUAGGAGGGAAAAAAGCCCUUGAUAUAGGAACAUUUACCGGUGCGUCCGCUUUAGCAUGGGCCCUAGCUACUGGUGAGGGCGGAAAGGUCUACACUUUUGACGUAUCCUUUGACAAUUACAAGAAAUUCGGUCUUCCCAUCAUAUCGAAGAACAAAGAAGUCCUUGAUCGUAUUGUAACAGUAGAGGGUGCUGCACUAGACAGCUUAGACCGAUUGAUUGCUGAAGGAAAUAGCGGCACUUUCGAUUUUGCUUUCAUCGAUGCUGACAAGUUCAACUAUACCGCCUACUACGACCGGUGUGUCACACUUUUGAGAAAGGGCGGUGUCAUAAUGAUUGAUAAUGCUCUUUGGCAUGGAAGUGUAGCCGAAGAUCCCUCCACGUUCGACAACCACACUAAAGCAAUUGAUGAUACCAACAAAAUGAUUUACAACGACGAUCGUACGUACUCGGCUCUAAUCAACACCGGUGACGGAACACAUAUCGCUUUCAAGAAAUAAUCGGGUUAACAUCGUGCUGCCACUUAUGCUUUCUAGA
Molecule: messenger RNA, 842 nt
Organism: Cylicocyclus nassatus
Lineage: Eukaryota; Metazoa; Nematoda; Chromadorea; Rhabditida; Strongylidae
Source: the annotation of a GenBank genome assembly